Molecule: messenger RNA, 4955 nt
Organism: Phyllostomus hastatus (greater spear-nosed bat)
Lineage: Eukaryota; Metazoa; Chordata; Mammalia; Chiroptera; Phyllostomidae
Gene: EHMT1
Product: euchromatic histone lysine methyltransferase 1
Exons: 27
Coding region: 39-3968 (1309 amino acids)
Cellular component (GO): nucleus
Molecular function (GO): histone H3K9 methyltransferase activity; p53 binding; zinc ion binding
Source: RefSeq, a predicted model, not a curated record
UCCCGCCCCGCCCUGGGCCGCGAGGCGCGGGCGGGGCGAUGGCGCGCGGGAGGGGCGGGGCCACGCUGCGGGCCCGGGCCAUGGCCGCCGCCGAUGCUGAGGCGGUGCCCGCGAAGGGGGAGCCGAAGCCAGACUGCGGCAUGAAGACCGAGCUGCUGGGAGAGGAAGAGAUCUCCAUGGCUGCUGAUGAAGGCUCAGCGGAGAAGCCGGGAGGAGGGGCCCAUGUGGCCGCAGACGGGGCUACCAACGGGUCCUCAGAGAGGAGUGACGCCAGCAGGCACGCCGGCGCAACCGUGCACACACAGGAGCACACGAAAGCCAGCCCGCAGGAAGGUCCCAACACACUGACCCGGGUCGCAGAGAACGGGGUUUCAGAAAGAGACACUGAAGCCGGGAAGCAGAACCACCACGUCCCAGCCGACGACCCCACACAGACGGCCGUCGUCGGGAGCAACGGCUACUUCCUGAGCAAGCCGGCCCCACAGGAGCCAGCUCCACGGGGCCCCAGCACCCUGGUGCCCUCCCUCCCCGGGCAUGCCGCAAAGACCCUGCCGGCUGCGGCCGGCAGAGGACGGACUCCCAGCAUGCUCUCCCAGAUGCCAGCCGCCAUCGCGCCAGCCCGGCCCGGGGAAGGGAGCAGAGACCUGGAGGACAAGAAGCCCGUGGCCCCCAGUGCCGAUGUCAAGGUUCACAGGGCUCGGAAGACCAUGCCGAAGUCCACCCUGGGCCUGCACGCAGCCGGCAAGGAGCCCAGAGACGCCCGGGAGGCUCGAGAGCACGAGGAGCCGGCCGGGGAGCUCGGCAGACACGCGCCUGACUUCGGACGGCAGCAGCUGCUGCCCCCCUUCCCCCCCCUCCACCAGUCGCUACCUCAGAACCAGUGCUACGUGGCCACCACCAAAUCACAGACAGCUUCCUUGCCUUUUGUUUUAGCAGCUGCAGUGUCUCGGAAGAAAAAACGAAGAAUGGGAACCUAUAGCCUGGUUCCUAAGAGAAAGACCAAAGUGUUAAAGCAGAGGACGGUGAUUGAGAUGUUUAAGAGUAUAACUCAUUCCACUGUGGGCACCAAGAGUGAGCAGGACCUGGGCGAUGGCGCCCUGCACGUGAAUGGGGAGAGCGUGGAGAUGGACUCGGAGGAGGACGACUCCGAGGAGCUCGACGAGGACGAGGACCAGGGGUCCGAGCAGGCGGCCGCGUUUCCCCCGGAGGACAGCAGGACUUCCAAAGAGAGUGCGUCGGGUAGCGACCGCACCCAGAAGAUGGACGGAGAGUCAGAAGAGGAGCAGGAGUCGGCCGGCACCGGGGAGGAGGAGGAGGAGGACGGAGACGAGUCUGACCUGAGCUCAGAGUCCAGCAUCAGGAAGAAGUUCCUCAAGCGGAGAGGCAAGCCCGACAGCCCCUGGGUCAAGCCCGCCAGGAAGCGGAGGCGGAGAAACAAAAGGAAGCCCAGCAGCGUGCUAGGUUCCGACGGGUACAUGUCGUCUCUGGGAAGCGCAGAGCCUGCGGCGCCGGGAGACAGCGCGGGGUACAUGGAAGUUUCUCUGGACUCCCUGGACCUCCGUGUCAAGGGGACGCUGCCUUCACAAGGAGAAGGGCUGGCCGGCGGUCCUGACGCAGGGGAGACGGACGGCCUUCAGGAAGUGCCCCUCUGCAGCUGCCGGAUGGAGACCCCGAAGAGCCGAGAGAUCACCACUCUGGCCAACAACCAGUGCAUGGCCACGGAGAGUGUGGACCACGAGCUGGGCCGGUGCACGAACAGCGUGGUCAAGCACGAGCUCAUGCGCCCGUCCAGCAAGGCGCCGCUGCUGGUGCUGUGCGAGGACCACCGGGGCCGGAUGGUGAAGCACCAGUGCUGCCCCGGCUGCGGCUACUUCUGCACGGCGGGCAGCUUCAUGGAGUGCCAGCCCGAGAGCAGCGUCUCGCACCGCUUCCACAAGGCCUGCGCCUCGCGCGUCAGCGGUGCCAGCUACUGCCCCCACUGCGGGGAAGAGGCCUCCAAGGCCAAGGAGGUGACGAUCGCCAAGGCAGACACGACCUCCACGGUGACCCUGGCCCCAGGGCAGGAGAAGAGCGCCUCGGGGGAGGGCCGGGCCGACACCACCACGGGCAGCGUUGCCGGCCCUUCGCUCUCCGAGGAUGACAAGCCACAAAGCAUGGCUGCCCCGAUACCCGAGAGCUUCGACCCUGCGGGGCCGGCCGGGCUGGCCAGGCCGGGACCUGGGAAGGAGACCUUGGAAAGCGCGCUCAUCGCUCUGGACUCGGAGAAGCCCAAGAAGCUGCGCUUCCACCCGAAGCAGCUGUACUUCUCCGCCAGGCAAGGGGAGCUGCAGAAGGUGCUGCUCAUGCUGGUCGAUGGCAUCGACCCCAACUUCAAGAUGGAGCACCAGAGCAAGCGGUCCCCACUGCACGCCGCGGCAGAGGCCGGCCACGUGGACAUCUGCCACAUGCUGAUCCAGGCGGGAGCGAACAUCGACACCUGCUCUGAGGACCAGCGGACCCCGCUGAUGGAGGCAGCGGAGAACAACCACCUGGACGCCGUGAAAUACCUCAUCAAGGCCGGGGCCCUGGUGGACCCGAAGGAUGCAGAGGGCUCCACCUGUUUGCACCUGGCCGCCAAGAAGGGCCACUAUGACGUGGUGCAGUACCUGCUUUCGAACGGACAGAUGGAUGUCAACUGCCAGGACGACGGCGGCUGGACGCCCAUGAUCUGGGCCACCGAGUACAAGCACGUGGACCUGGUGAAGCUGCUGCUGUCCAAGGGCUCGGACAUCAACAUCCGGGACAACGAGGAGAACAUCUGUCUCCACUGGGCGGCCUUCUCGGGCUGCGUGGACAUCGCCGAGAUCCUGCUGGCCGCCAGGUGUGACCUGCACGCCGUGAACAUCCACGGGGACUCGCCCCUGCACAUCGCCGCCAGGGAGGACCGCUACGCCUGCGUGGUCCUCUUCCUGUCUCGGGACUCAGACGUCAACCUGAAGAACAAGGAGGGGGAGACGCCGCUGCAGUGCGCGAGCCUCAACUCGCAGGUGUGGAGCGCGCUGCAGAUGAGCAAGGCGCUGCAGGACUCGGCCCCGGACCGGCCCGUCCCCGUGGAGAGGACCGUGAGCAGGGACAUCGCCCGGGGCUACGAGCGCAUCCCCAUCCCCUGCGUCAACGCCGUGGACGGCGAGCCGAGCCCGAGCAACUACAAGUACGUCUCCCAGAACUGCGUGACGUCCCCCAUGAACAUCGACCGGAACAUCACCCACCUGCAGUACUGCGUGUGCAUCGAUGACUGCUCCUCCAGCAACUGCAUGUGCGGCCAGCUCAGCAUGCGCUGCUGGUACGACAAGGACGGCCGGCUGCUGCCCGAGUUCAACAUGGCGGAGCCGCCCCUGCUGUUCGAGUGCAACCACGCCUGCGCCUGCUGGCGGACCUGCCGCAACCGCGUCGUGCAGAACGGCCUGAGGACGAGGCUGCAGCUCUACCGGACACAGAACAUGGGUUGGGGUGUGCGGUCCCUGCAGGACAUCCCCGUGGGCACCUUCGUCUGCGAGUACGUGGGAGAGCUCAUCUCCGACUCCGAGGCCGACGUGCGGGAAGAAGACUCGUACCUCUUCGACCUGGACAACAAGGACGGGGAGCUGUACUGCAUCGACGCGCGCUUCUACGGGAACGUGAGCCGCUUCCUCAACCACCGCUGCGAGCCCAACCUGGUGCCCGUGCGCGUGUUCCUGUCCCACCAGGACCUGCGCUUCCCCCGCAUCGCCUUCUUCAGCACCCGCCUGAUCGAGGCCGGGGAGCAGCUGGGGUUUGACUAUGGGCAGCGCUUCUGGGACAUCAAGGGCAAGCUGUUCAGCUGCCGCUGCGGGUCCCCCAAGUGCCGGUACUCCAGCUCCGCCCUGGCCCAGCGGCAGGCCAGCGCCGCGCAGGAGGCCCAGGAGGACGGCCUGCCCGACACCAGCUCCUCCAGCACCGGCUCCCGAUGAGGCGCCGCCGGACGCCGUCCACGCUGCAGUUCAGGGGACGAGAAGUGCUCGCUCGUGGCACCGGAGGGCCACGCCAGGCAGAGGUGCUGAGCCGGGCCUGCGCGGAGAGCGGCCCCUGGACGCCGCGGCACGCACCGGCACAGCCUCGCGCGUUUCUGGUGGUGGCUCGGUCGUUCCCACGUCUCCCGUUGCCUCUCUGCUCCCUGUGGUUCCCGUCCCACCGCUGGGCUGGUGGGGUGUCCAGUCGGCCCAGGUGCCUCCGUUUGGCGUCCGCCAAAGCCACCCUCACCUGCAAGCUGCUCUGUUGGACCCACCUGCCCGAGGUUCCAGUCGCUACACACACACCGUCCCCCCACCACCUGAGAGAGUUUGGGCUGAGCCGCCACAGGUGGAGAAGGGGGGGUUGCUUUUAAAGAAACCCCCGCAUCUGGUCCUCCGUCGGGCCUGCCACACGCCGCCCCUCCCGAGAGCGGACGCCCUGCGCAGCCCGCCGGGGCCGUGCCGGCUUCCUGUCGACUUCCGAGCCCCGUGCUAUGAUGAGGAGAAAACUGAUUAAUUUUCUACCGCUACCGAACAUUAGGACGACGCGAGAAUAAAACACAAACCACAGACAACGGUGCUGAUUCUGGUGUGGCUUCUGCUCACCAUGUGAAAUAAAUAUCAACUGUACAAAGAGAACAAAGUGAUUUUAGAAUAAAAUGCAGGAAAACUUUUUUAAGAUGUUAGUCUCGUAGUGUGGAUAAACUCGCCACCGCCUUUUGUGUGGUGGCCUGCGGGUCAUACCUUUUUUUUGGCAUAUACUUUUUUAAAGACUGUAACUAGUGCAGUAACAGUGGGGUUUUUGUGCGACUUCUAAAACAUUCAUAAUGCAGUCACGUUUAUUUUUUCUGUUGAAACGUUUUUGACAGUUUUGAGAGCAGUCUUUUGGCUCAAAACCAUUUCUUGUUCUGUUUUCAAUGAAAUCAAUAAAAAAAAAAACACUUUAAA